Messenger RNA from Columba livia (rock pigeon), 2555 nucleotides. It is a transcript of the gene B4GALT2, whose product is annotated as beta-1,4-galactosyltransferase 2. Gene Ontology annotation, cellular component: Golgi apparatus. The transcript has 7 exons. Gene Ontology annotation, biological process: carbohydrate metabolic process. The record is from RefSeq and is a predicted model, not a curated record. Gene Ontology annotation, molecular function: galactosyltransferase activity. Lineage: Eukaryota; Metazoa; Chordata; Aves; Columbiformes; Columbidae. Bases 263 to 1384 code for a protein of 373 amino acids.
GCGGGCGGAGCCGGCGUGCGGGCGCGGCCCCGUCUCCCUGCGGUUCUCGGUAGUGCGGCGGCCCGGCCGGCUGGGCCCCCCCGCAGCCCCGGGCAUGGGAGCCCGCGGGCCGGCGGCCGGGGCUGGAGGAGGAGGAGGCGGCGGGGGCCGCUGACCGGCGCCGGGGCGGCGCGGCAGCCCCGAGGCCGCGGAUCAGGACCGUGGCUGGAGCCGUCCCCCCUGCCCCGCUGAGCGCACAUGUCCGCCUGCCCAUGCCCAGAAGAUGACCAGGCUGCUCUUGGGGGUGACCCUGGAAAGGAUUUGCAAGGCUGUGCUGCUGCUCUGCCUGCUCCACUUUGUCAUCAUCAUGAUCCUCUACUUCGAUGUCUACGCGCAGCACCUGGACUUCUUCAGCCGCUUCAACACCAGGAAUGCCUCGCGCGUCCACCCCGUCUCCAACUCCUCCCGCCCCAACGGCACUGUCCCCAGCUACGGGCCAGCCGGUGCUGAGGCUCCGUCCCCCAGCACCAAGCCCAGUGCCAACCAGACUGCUACUGAGAAGCCCUUGCAGCCCUGCCAGGAGAUGCCUCCCGGUUUAGUUGGACGCCUUCUCAUCGAGUUCAGCUCUCCCAUGAGCAUGGAGCGGGUGCAGCGGGAGAACCCUGACGUGCGCCAGGGUGGCAAGUACACCCCCCCGGACUGCCUGCCCCGGCAGAAGGUGGCCAUCCUCAUCCCCUUCCGGCACCGCGAACACCACCUCAAGUACUGGCUGCACUACCUGCACCCCAUCCUGCGCCGGCAGAAGGUGGCUUACGGCAUCUACAUCAUCAACCAGUUCGGUGAGGACACCUUCAACCGGGCCAAGCUGCUCAACGUGGGGUUCCUGGAGGCCCUCAAGGAUGACGAGGAGUACGACUGCUUCAUCUUCAGCGACGUGGACCUCAUCCCCAUGGACGACCGCAACCUCUAUCGCUGCUAUGAGCAGCCACGGCACUUUGCUGUUGGCAUGGACAAGUUUGGGUUCAGGCUGCCCUACGCUGGCUACUUUGGUGGUGUUUCUGGGCUGAGCAAGUCCCAGUUUCUGAAGAUUAAUGGCUUUCCCAAUGAGUACUGGGGCUGGGGAGGAGAGGAUGAUGACAUCUUUAACCGCAUCUCCCUGAAUGGCAUGAAGGUGUCGAGACCCGACAUCCGCAUCGGGAGGUACCGCAUGAUCAAGCACGAACGUGAUAAACACAACGAGCCCAACCCGCAGAGAUUCACCAAGAUCCAGAACACCAAAAUGACAAUGAAGCGGGACGGCAUCAGCUCGCUGCAGUACCGGCUGGUGGAGGUUUCACGCCAGCCCAUGUACACCAACAUCACGGUGGAGAUCGGCAGGCCGCCCCCCCGCCUGGCCCGGGGCUAGCGCUCGCCCUGCCGACAGAGCCGCUGGGAGCCGGCUCUGUGCCCAGGCUGGUUGGGCACACUGGGCUUUGCCCCGGCUCGAGAGCCAGGACUGGGUGGGGAUGUUUUCUGCCUACUCUGCUGCCUUCUGGAGAUGGCUGCCCCCCCAGCCCGCCCUUGCUCCCCAGGAUUUCUCUGUUCCCCCAUCCCCACGAGUGUGUUUGCAGGACCCCCGCCCCAUACUCGGUGUGUUGGCGGACAAACCUGGCUGCCCUGCGUGUGGCUCCUGGCACAGAGGGAGGGGGCAGCCCCAACCCUGGCAAGGAGCCCUCUGCCUGCGCCACCUCCUGCUUGCGCCCCGGGCGGGGAGGGUGAGAUCCUACUGCUCUGGGAGAGCUGGAGGGGUCCUCACCAGUGCUGCGAGAAGCGGGGUGCAGGCUUCCCCCUUCACCAGCACUGUAGCUGUUGCUGCCCUGGAACAGGGUGGGAGCAGCCCAGGCCCCCUCAAGCAGGCAGGAUCAGGGCGAGGGUGCUGCCUGCACUGCUGGGCACGCAGACAUGGCUCGCUGUCUUCCUCUGCUUUAGUCUGGUGCUUAGAGCCGGGCCCUGUCUCAGCUCUGCCAAACAGAGACCUCCAGUUAGCGAAUGCCCCUCGCUGUGCCUCAGUUCCCCGAGGGCUGGGGGGUGACGGAUGUAUCCUGUCCCCCGUCCCCAAAGGCAGAUGUCGCGUGUGUGUGCAGCCCCUCUGUCUGCGCCCGCCCUCACCCACCUUUCCCACUCUUUUGGGGCAUGGGGCUGAUUUGAACGCCCUCAGCUCCUCUUGGUGGGGGUUAGUGCAGCAGGGGCUGCCCCAUGGCUCCCUGCAGCAGUGGGUGCCCCACAGGCAGUUUGGAGACCACUGGGGGUCUUACCCUUCUCCAGUUUCCCCCUUCCUGAUCUGGAGUGGGGGGACUAUGGACAGGAGAGGCUGGGGCAGGAGCCCUGUGCCCCUCCAUGGGGCUGGGAGCCCCAGUACCACCCCACACCCCGCGGGGAGCCGGGAACAGUGGGGCUGGGAGUGGGGCAGCAUGCCGGGGGGGGCACCGGCGACUUUUGUACAUUUGAAUGUCUGACCCUUUUUUUGAGCGUACGUUGAAUGCAGCGUUCGGUCGUAGAGACCAGGGUUUUUGUAUUUAAUAAAAGUUUGAAAAGUU